Messenger RNA from Cadophora gregata, 447 nucleotides. RefSeq lists its product as uncharacterized. The transcript has 4 exons. The record is from RefSeq and is a predicted model, not a curated record. Bases 1 to 447 code for a protein of 148 amino acids. Lineage: Eukaryota; Fungi; Ascomycota; Leotiomycetes; Helotiales; Ploettnerulaceae.
AUGGUCUCCCUCAAGCUCGCCCUACUCGCAGCUCUUAGCAGCUCUGUCCUCGCAACACCCGUGGCAUCUUCAGAUGGCAAUUCCAACUUAGCUAAACGCACAGAAGGGCUCUAUCUAGUGAACUGCGGAAACAGUUACUCCGUCGUAGUUUACUGCGCCAACUACCUAAGCUGUAGCUUCACCCCUAGCUCACAGAACCAAUGUCGACCUUCCAGUGGAAUCCAACACUGGGAGGGUUCAAGCCAGAAGUGCACUUUCCCUGGAUCUGGGACGACGUUUACCUGGAAUAUUAGGGCUGAUGCCCAGGAUCCGAGUGUUUACGCGAGAGUUGGGACUGGGAGCAAUGGGUUCCAUCCGUUUAGCAUCUUCAAAGAAGACAAGACGGCGUUGUAUACGGACGGAAAUGGAAAUCGCUGUAACAAGAUUUAUAAUGCGUACCCGAACUGA